AUGCUUUCAAAACUCACGAGACUUGAAGUUCUUGAUGUUUCAAAUAAUAGUUUAUUAUCAUUAAGCACAAGCGGCAAUGAUGUGAACUAUUCUUUCCCCCAGCUUACGACUGUGAGAUUCUCUGGUUGUAGCGUAAGGCAGUUCCCGAGUUUCUUUCAAACAUCUAAGUUGCAAAGUUUAGAUCUUUCCAAUAACAUGAUUUCUGGUGGAAUUUCCAAAUGGGAAGCUGAAGGGUGGGAAGGAUUGUACCUUUUGGACCUUUCUCAUAACUUUUUGACUAUGGAGCAAUUUCCGGGGAACAAUUUGGAAUAUCUCAACCUUGAUUCCAACUUGCUUCAAGGACCAAUUCUCUCAAAUUGCUUCAAUCCUAAAAUUCCAAUUUUAAAAGAAUUGACAGUGAUCAUCAUUUCAAAGAAUAAACUGACAGGAAACAUUCCUUCUUCUAUUUGCAAUUUGAGUUCACCUGAUGUUCUGGACUUGUCCGAAAACAGAUUAAGUGGAACUAUUCCUGAUUGUCUUGGAAAUUUUAUCCGUCUCGAGACCUUCGAUUUGCAAAUGAACAACUUCAUUGGCAAGAUCCCUAAUUCUUUUGUGAAUAAUAGUGGGAUGAUCCAUCUUUUACUCAAUGACAAUCAAUUGGAAGGAUUAGUGCCGCCAUCUUUGGCUAAUUGUACUUCAUUGGAACUUUUAAAUUUAGGGAACAACAAGUUAACUGAUAGGUUUCCCCGUUGGUUAGCUUCGCUUCCAAGUCUGCAAAUUCUUAUCUUGAGAUUUAAUAGAUUUUAUGGAUCACUGCCUCAUUCCAUAGCUUCAUCUAACUUCUCUGCUUUGCGAAUAAUUGAUCUCUCUGGAAAUGAGUUCACGGGCACAUUGUCCACGAAACUCUUACAAAAUUUAAGAGCAAUGAAAGAUAAACCUAAAAAGUGGUUAUACUUCUCAACAUUUGGUGCUGUUUUUUUCUCAGAAGGCAGUGUUUUUAAUGAAAUUCCUGUGAAUCUAACAACAAAAAGAUUGGAUAUGGAAUUGACGAAGACUCUGGCCAUUUUCGUAUCUAUGGACUUGUCAAACAACCAAUUCUGUGGAAAAAUUCCAGAGGACGUCGGACAACUUAUUUCCUUGCAAAUGCUCAACUUCUCUCACAACAACUUCACUGGUCCUAUCCCAGCAUCGUUUGGAAAUUUGGUAGCACUUGAAUCAUUGGAUCUUUCAUCAAACAAGCUCAGUGGCAGGAUUCCUUCUCAGAUAACGGAGCUGACAUUUCUUGAAGUAUUGAAUGUUUCAAACAACAAUCUUGUUGGACCAAUUCCUCAUGGGAAACAAUUUGAUACAUUUGAUAAUGAUUCCUACAUUGGUAACUCGGGAUUGUGUGGCUUACCAUUGUCCAAGCAAUGCGUCAACAUUGAAGGGGCCAAACCACCUACACCAUUAUCGGUGGAACAUGAAGGUUCUAAAAUAGCCUUCUUUUGGCGAGUUGUAAUGUUGGGGUAUGGAAGUGGAGUGGUGCUAGGAUUAAGCCUAGGUUAG
Messenger RNA from Gossypium arboreum, 1524 nucleotides. RefSeq names its product receptor-like protein Cf-9 homolog. The coding region runs from base 1 to 1524 and encodes 507 amino acids. Gene Ontology annotation, molecular function: protein binding. The record is from RefSeq and is a predicted model, not a curated record. The transcript has a single exon. NCBI's taxonomy places the organism in Eukaryota, Viridiplantae, Streptophyta, Magnoliopsida, Malvales, Malvaceae.